Molecule: messenger RNA, 2535 nt
Organism: Auxenochlorella protothecoides
Lineage: Eukaryota; Viridiplantae; Chlorophyta; Trebouxiophyceae; Chlorellales; Chlorellaceae
Product: Putative ATP-dependent helicase HRQ1
Exons: 15
Coding region: 1-2535 (844 amino acids)
Molecular function (GO): protein binding; ATP binding; nucleic acid binding
Source: RefSeq, a predicted model, not a curated record
AUGCUGGUGAUCAAGACCCUGCGGGGCCAGCGGUAUGAGGUGGUUUCGGAGGAGGCCCCCACCAUUCGUGAUGUGAAACGACUGCUGGCUGUGCAGCAUGGCGCUCCCUCCCUGCAAUUGUUUUACAAGGGCAUGCGCCUGCCAGACGACCAAGCCAUUGCCGACCUCAAGCUGGGGCCCCUGGACACUCUUGCGGGGAUCCCCAGUCGAGGGGCAGACACAUUGCUGCCCGGGUACCUCUCCCGCCCCGGCGUUUCCCCCGCCAAGUUGCUGCGGAGGUCUGUGGGGCCCGGCAGCACCGCCAGCGCGGGCCAUGCCGUGAGCCGGCUGAGAGAACAGGAUCAGGUGGACGGCUGGAAAGGGACGCGCGGCAGCGAGGCGCUCACCGCCAUGCAGGAGAGCCUGGGCGCCGCCCGCCAGGCAGAGGCAGCGUCUGGCGAGGCGGGGGGGUCCAUUCCGAACCCCAUGCAGGCAUCACCAACACUGCCCCAGAUCCCCACUGAUGGGGCCGGCGCUGUGGUGGGGGGCGUGGCCGGCAGUGAUAGCGAGGCGGAGGGCCUCAUCCUAAGUGUCGUGGACGUCGGCCGCGUGACGUCCAAGGGCGGCAUACCGCCCGGCUUCCUGGAGCGCAUGCGCCAAGCGGAGCCCUCCGGACAGGAUGGCAAUGUGGCGGUCGAUGCUGGGGCUCUCAAUGCGCAGGCCGCUGUCAAAGGUUUGCUCCCAGGCGCUGCGGCGCCGCCGGAAGGGGCUGCAUCCGAGGGCGCUGCAGCGGCAGCAGCAGUCGCCGCGCCGCUGCCCGCCCAAUCUCCUGCCCUGGUCGCCCGGCCCCGGCGCGGGCGCGUGACCAAGCAGCAGCGUAUCGCCUGGGCCUUCAGGUGUGCGCUGGCUCGCGCCGUGCUGGACGCCCAGCGCCUGGCCAGGGGCAGGCGCCAGGUCAGCAAAGUUGAUUCGGCCGGUCCCGCCGAGUGGCAGGGGGACCCCACCACGGUGGCGGAGCUGGCGCGGGCCGCCGCUGGCCGCCGGCCUGCAGCAGCCGGGCAGGGCGCCGCCGCCGCAGCUGGAGGCCGGCGCCCCGGUGCGCCGCGCGCCCUGCCCUCCACCGUGCGCCUGAACGAGCCCUGCCUGGACCGGGGUGCGCUGGACACAGUGGGGUUCCUGGACCACCUGCGCCGCCUGUCCUGGUACCGGGACCAGGUGGUCCACUGCGAGUGGGUGCCGGCGCGCAGAGCGAGCUUUGCGGAGCCUUCGGGCGGCCUGUCGGGGGCGCUGGCGGCGGCGCUGGCGGCCCAGGGCGUGACGCGGUUGUUCAGCCAUCAGGCCCACGCCGUGGACCUGCUGCGCCAGGGCCAGCACACCGUCAUCGCAACUUCCACCGCGUCCGGCAAGUCCCUGUGCUACAACGUACCCAUCCUGGAGGCCAUCGCCGCGGACCCAUCCGCCACCGCCAUCUACAUGUUCCCCACCAAGGCACUGGCCCAGGACCAGCUGAGGGCGCUGCGCACGCUUUGUCAGCGCGUCUUCGGGGACGCCGCUCCGGCGGUGGAGGUAUACGACGGCGACACGCCCAAGAGCGAGCGGGGUCCUAUCCGAGACCGAGCGCGGUUGCUCAUCACCAACCCCGACAUGCUACACAUGAGCAUCCUCCCCGUGCAUGGCCAGUUUGAGAGCCUGCUGCGUGGCCUGCGAUAUGUGGUACUGGACGAGGGGCACGCCUACAAAGGUGUGUUUGGCGCGCACUCUGCCAUGGUGGUCCGGCGGCUGCGGCGGCUGUGCGCCCGCCUCUACGGCUCCAACCCCACCUUUGCCGUGACCACCGCCACGGUCGCCAACCCGGAGGAGCAUGCCGCCCGGCUGCUGGGGUCUCAGGAAGUUCAUGGCACCCAGCUGCAAGAGAAGGCGGGCAUGACGGAGGCCGAGUGGCUGGCAGCCGUCGCGAUCGGGAGGAAGCGGGGCUUGGCGGAUGAGGACGUGGGGCCGCGGCCAGUGCCAGGGGCGAGGGUGCAACACGAUUCUGGGUCGAGCCCCAGUGCACAGGCAGGGCCCAGCGCCACCAAGUCCGAUCUGGCAAGUACCCCCCAGGGAACGUCAGGACGUCAAGGCCCCAGGGGCGAGCCCGUGCGGCCCCUGCGCAUCCGGUCUGGGGGUGGCCUGCGGGCCUCCAUGCAGCGCUUGGCCGGCAGCGCGGACCCCGCUUCCCGGCGGCAGCUGCGCGGCAGGGGCGUUGUGCUCGAGGGCGGGGCCGGGGACGACCGCGCCCACCUGCCCACCUCCCAGGACUGGAAGCAUCACACCCUGGCGCAGACGCGGGCCCGCCACGGCGCGGCGGGGGUGCUCCAGGAGAACCGGCGCGGCAGCCCCAUCAUGGAGCUGAGCUGCCUGCUGGCGGAGGCGGUGCAGCACGGCCUCCGCACCCUGGCCUUCUGCAUGACUCGCAAGGUGUGUGAGCUCGUGACCGCCUACGUGCGUGAGAUCCUCCAGCACACUGCCCCCGGGCUGGAGGAAAGCAUCGCCGUGUACCGAGCGGGGUACAGGUGA